This is a messenger RNA of Naumovozyma dairenensis CBS 421, 1086 nucleotides long. RefSeq names its product translation machinery-associated protein TMA46 (gene TMA46). The coding region runs from base 1 to 1086 and encodes 361 amino acids. The transcript has a single exon. Gene Ontology annotation, cellular component: cytosol. Lineage: Eukaryota; Fungi; Ascomycota; Saccharomycetes; Saccharomycetales; Saccharomycetaceae. The record is from RefSeq and is a predicted model, not a curated record. Gene Ontology annotation, molecular function: metal ion binding; mRNA binding. Gene Ontology annotation, biological process: cytoplasmic translation.
AUGCCACCAAAGAAGAAGCAACAGCAAAAGCAAGAGGGGAAGAAGAAGGAUAACGUGGACAAAACCUUCGGUAUGAAGAAUAAGAAUAGAUCCACGAAAGUACAGAAAUAUAUUAAACAAGUACAAUCUACUUCUAUGGAUCCUAAAAAGGAGGAAAUGAGACAGAAAAAAUUAGAAGAGAAACGUCUUAAAGAAGCUGCUGAAGCUGAAAAAAGAGCUUUGUUUAAUCCAGCUAUGGAUCAACGUAUUAGAGCUGGUGUAGAUCCUAAGACUGUCCUUUGUGUAAUGUUUAAGAUGGGGAAUUGUAAUAAGGGGAAGAAUUGUAAAUUCUCUCAUGAUUUGAAUGUGGGUAGAAGAGUUGAGAAGAAGGAUUUAUAUCAAGAUGUUAGAAAUGAAAAGGAAAAUGAUACUAUGGAUAAUUGGGAUGAAGAAAAAUUGAGAAACGUUAUCAUGUCUAAACAUGGGAAUCCAAAGACUACUACAGAUAAAGUUUGUAAAUUUUUCAUUGAUGCAGUUGAAAACGGGAAAUACGGAUGGUUUUGGAUUUGUCCAAAUAAUGGGGACAAAUGUAUGUAUAGGCAUUCGUUACCAGAGGGUUUCGUUUUGAAAACAGCAGAACAGAAAAGAUUGGAAAGAGAAGCUCUAGAGAAUCAACCAAAGAUUACAUUAGAAGAAUUUAUUGAAACAGAGAGAGAAAGAUUAUUAGGUAAAAUUGAUAAAUCUAAAUUGACUCCAAUUUCCAUGGAAAAUUUCGCUGUUUGGAAACAGAAUCAUAUCAUUGAAAGGAUUAAUGAAGAAAAUAAAUUAAAGAAGAAAUUAUCAGGUCGUGAAAUUGUUCAAAAAAUGAUGUUAGAUAAUAGUUAUUACGCUAAUGAUAAUGACGAUAAUAAUGAUAAUGAUAAUGAUAACACCAAGACGAAUGAAACUAGUGAGGACAAAGGUUCUGCAUGGGAUUUGACUGAAUUCACCGAUGCAUUAAGAGAAGCUGACCAUAAAGAUGAUCAAGCUAUUAAAGAUUAUGGUGAUGGUUCAAAUCCAACUUUUGAAAUUGCAAAAUCGUCUUCUCCCUCUCCAAUAACUGCUUGA